Molecule: messenger RNA, 1913 nt
Organism: Ostrinia furnacalis (Asian corn borer)
Lineage: Eukaryota; Metazoa; Arthropoda; Insecta; Lepidoptera; Crambidae
Exons: 5
Coding region: 516-1598 (360 amino acids)
Cellular component (GO): nucleus
Source: RefSeq, a predicted model, not a curated record
AGUCGUAUUACAACCUUUUAUAAAUCCAGUUUGUUUCCAGGCAAUUCAGUUUACGGCCAAAAACUGCCUUGUUCUUUUUCGUAUUACGACGUCCGUUAAUCUGAAUGGGAUCAUCCUGGAUAGAUUGUCUAUGGCCGGUUUACACUGCCGUGAAGGUAACGUUCGGAAAUUGACAUAACGCGAUACCGGUUCGUUACCGAUUCAAUAAUUUUGUGAAUUUAAAUAUUUUUUCGUAUAAAACAAGUGUAAAUAUAUAAGUGUAAUUGAAGAAACAUACAAUGAAAUUGAAAUUAUAUAACAUUUGUUAUAAAUCAUGACCAAUCUUAAAAAAAGAAAAUUAUGACGGCUGCUCUUUUUCUGUAGCCCUUUAUUUCUGAACGACAAGUGUGACAUUUCGCUGAGCCCGCAAAAAAAACUUUAUUUAUUCACCACUUGAAAACUGUGUGUGUGAAACCAAAACUUUAAACAUUUAAAGUGGAAUUUAAUUAGUUGCUGAAAGAAAGAUUUAUGUGAUUAUGUAUUCUUGGGAACGAACUAAGACAGCUAUGUUGUGUUGUUGUGGUAUUAGUGGAUUGCGUUGCAUUGGUGUCGGUCUGAAAUUGUAUUGCUCAAGCAAACUAACUAAUUUUAUUGGAAAUGGCGUAAGUACUUACUUAAUUGUGUUUUAUUUUGGUGAUGUAGGUAUCUUAAAACAUUAUUGGAAUCAUGUUUUAUAUCUUAGUUCACAGGAUGAGGUAUCGCGUCGUCGCCGGGUAUCGUACCAGCAGUUAGAAUCUUUAUGGGAGUUUUUGAACUCUCACAGAGAUGUGGCUGUAGGAUACAAUAAAACGGCGCAGGCUCGAGAGUAUUCUAAGCGGAUGUGGACAACUGUGUCUCAAACUUUAAACUCUUUGGGAGAAGGAGCUACAAAGGACUGGAAAAGUUGGUCUAAUUAUUGGGUAGACUACAAAGCGAAAUUAAAAAGAAGAGUAGCAAGCAUCCGUGCUGCUCAAAAUCGCACCGGCGGUGGCCCUUCUGAAGCCAUUCCCCUAAAUGAUUUAGAGAAGAAAUUCCUAAGUCUACUUGGAGAAGGCUUUGGAAGUGGGAUACCUAAUACCCAAGUAGACCCGUUUCCAAUUCAAACUCAGUCCGAACAUACUGCACCUGAGGCUGGAACAUCUAACUCAGAAGCUCCUCUAGUUCUUGAACACCCUCUCACCCAUGAGAGUGUUCAACUAGAGGGAGAGGAAGAGCUAGCACUGCAAGACUCUGUACUAGAGCAGCCGCAGGUGCAACAGGAAGUGGCCCCACAGCAGCAACAACAGCCUGAGGAAACACGUCCUCGACAAGUGCCAAGACUGCCAAGUCGACGCAGUAGGCGACAAGCUGCUUUGAGCCAACAAAUGGCCAGAGAAAUGUUGGUUAACAUUUCUCGGGACAGAAUGUUGGCCGAGCAGCAAAAUACUAUGUACCUUGGCCAAAUCGCAGAAGCACAGGAGAGAAAUUCCCAAACAUUGCAAGAAAUGUUGACAAAAUUAAAUACAAUAGCAUCUGUUAUUGACAAGAGCAUGGGAUCGAGAGGACCACAGACGGGAGACGAGGGCUCUCCUGAUACUUAGCCCUUCAUUGAGCUCCCUGUUAUUGCUGGAGGUGGCAGAACGUGGUGGUUGUUGAUUAAUACUAUGAAAAUGAAGACUGAAGAAAUUAUAUUAUUGAAUUAUAUUUUCGUUUUUCUGUAAUGAUUAUAAUAAAUAGUAAACAUCUUACCAACUGGACAUUUAGUGAGUGAUACUGUUUCCUGCAGUAAUAUCUCUCCUCAUUUUCCUCGGGGGAAACAAUUGCCACAUGAGUGCAAUCAAUGCAUCCCAAAACUCCUGGCAUUUGAAACUUAUUGGAGAAUCUAAAAAUAAAUUAAUUUAGAUAAAUAUAACUUA